Molecule: messenger RNA, 1936 nt
Organism: Saccoglossus kowalevskii
Lineage: Eukaryota; Metazoa; Hemichordata; Enteropneusta; Harrimaniidae
Product: protein disulfide-isomerase A6-like
Biological process (GO): response to endoplasmic reticulum stress
Cellular component (GO): endoplasmic reticulum lumen
Molecular function (GO): protein-disulfide reductase activity; protein disulfide isomerase activity
Source: RefSeq, a predicted model, not a curated record
GUGCUAGAACUGCAGAUGGUUUAACAAGUGAAGCAUUGAAACAGGCUAAGGAUAUGGUUAACAAAAGACUUGGUAAGAAGGCGGGUGGUGGCGGCGGCGGCGGCGGCGGCGGCGGCAGCAGAUCUGGUGGCAGUGGUGGUGGUGGCGGUAGUGGCAACUCUGACGAUGUUGUGACACUCACAGACCAAAAUUUUGAAGAUUUAGUCUUGAAUAGUGAAGACGGUUGGUUGGUUGAAUUUUAUGCUCCGUGGUGUGGACACUGUAAAAACCUGGCUCCCGAGUGGGCUUCAGCUGCAACACAACUGAAAGGAAAAUUCAAGUUGGGAGCUUUGGAUGCGACUGUAGAGACAAUCACUGCUAACCAAUAUGGGGUAACAGACAGGGCUGCCGAAAAUUUGCCACCUCCAGAGAUUCAUGAGAUUACUGAAGAAAAAGUUUUAACAGACUCCUGUGAGGGCCACCAGUUGUGCGUCAUUUCCAUUCUACCGCACAUCCUGGAUACGGGCGCUGUGGGUCGCAAUAAAUAUUUAAAUUUACUGCUAGAUAUGGCAGACAAGUACAAGAAGAAGCAAUGGGGAUGGGUCUGGGCCGAAGCAGGAUCUCAAUUUGACGUAGAAGAAUCGCUUGGCAUUGGCGGAUUCGGUUACCCUGCCAUGGCUGCAUUGAAUUCUAGAAAAAUGAAAUACGCCUUGCUCAGAGGUUCAUUUAGUGAAGAUGGUCUCAACGAGUUCCUCAGAGAGUUGUCUUAUGGCAGGGGUUCAACUGCACCAGUGAAAGGAGCAAAAUUACCAAAAGUAGCAAAAAUAGAAGCAUGGGAUGGUAAAGACGGUCAGAUGCCAGUUGAAGAGGACUAUGAUCUUGAUGAUUUUGACCUUGAUGAAGAUGACACAGGCAAAGAUGAGCUGUAAAAAUAUUCUUUCAAUAUUUGCUCAAACUUUUUAUUUAAAAAAAAAAUUGGAUAUUCUUAUUCUUUCAACUCAGUACAUUUUGUUCAAUUUUACACAUCGUUGGUUUAUUACCGGUAAAUGAUUUUAGCAUUUGCCAAAGUCAGAGUUUGACGACGUGUAGAGCACACUCAGGCCAAAAAAACAAGAUUUGUUUCUUGUCAGAAUGCAUCGGUUUAAUUGCGCCAAUGCCUUUUCUGGUUUUUUGCCAAAAUGUUGUAAAAAAGCACAUCUCAGAACAAGAAAUAAAUCUUUAUUUUGAUGGCCUUUCUCUUGCGGUCUUAUUUGAAGGUUUCAUAGCGAUAUUGAAAUUAAAGAUGUAUUUUAGAUUUUGUUGAUAUGCAUUACCGAUUUCCAAGUUUCAGGGUCAAAAUCCCCAAAUUAACUACCGGUAACUUGAAGUGGUACAAUUAGAUAUCUCCAUAUGUGUACAUUUUUCAAGGAUUUUAAUUCCAAAAGUGGACUACUUUAUAUUCUAUGCCAAUUUAAAACUGUGUAGUUGAUGCAAAUUUAAGGUAUUUAGAGUUGAACCAUUAUUUCAGGGGGGGGGGGUAGAUUGGAGCUGAAAACAAAAUCUGCAUAAAAUAAUUCUUCUGUACAUAUGCCCUUAGUAGUAGUAAUUAAAUUACUCUUGUGUUGAGGAAUAUGUUGUGUGAUACAAGAAAUAAAUGCUCUCACCUAGGGCCCCUGGGAAUAAUGGCACAUUCCUUGAUAGAUCUAAAAAUGUGCAGUUUCAUCCUUUUUGCUGUGCUGUACAAUGUAAUUUCUGGUGUGCUGAAGUGAAAAAACCCAUUUAUAGUGGAAAUCAAGUUGCAUGUUUUGAAUAUCGUACUGCCUAAAUUACUUUCUUAGUUUCGAUAAGGUGCAACCAUGUUAUGAAAAUACAGUGGUAACUUCAUGGCGGUGGAGGUUGUUUGUAAGAAAAUACUAGAAAAUAUUUCUUUCAGGAAAUGUAACCAUUUUUGAAAUGUCAUUAAAAUUUGACAACACAU